GUCGUCGACAUCACAUCAGGCGGGAAGAGCGCGCCGCGGUGCGCACGUGGCAUUGAGUCGGGCGCCUGCACCGACGAGCGACAGCCGAGUUUGGUUGUGCAUGUGCGACCAAACAAGCUUACACAACUGUCUUCCUGCUACCACCAUGAAUUCCCAACCGGGCCAGAACUACGGCAGCAACUCGGGCUUCCAGAACGCCCCUGCGCCCCGUCAGGACAUGGAGUACCUCUGUGCUGACUGCGGUGCGAAAAACGAAAUCAGGUCCCGUGAGCCCAUUCGCUGCAGGGAGUGCGGACAUCGUAUCAUGUACAAGAAGAGGACAAACAGGAUGGUCCAGUUUGAGGCGCGGUGAUCUCCGUUGCUGUAGACCUUCCUUCCCUUUCCAUCCUCCCUUGGUUCAGAUGACGACCUUCCCACCCGCCCUGGCCAUUUAUCCGAUGCUCAUCGCAACAACCUGCUCUACUUUGCCGGCCGCCGCGCCAUCCAGGAGGGUGCUUUAGGCCCGGGAGAGAUCACCAGUCCACAUGGUGCCGUCCUGCCGCUCAUACCCUCCGCAUGUAUACUACCGUGACAACGUCAUAAUGUGCA
Molecule: messenger RNA, 588 nt
Organism: Trametes versicolor FP-101664 SS1
Lineage: Eukaryota; Fungi; Basidiomycota; Agaricomycetes; Polyporales; Polyporaceae
Product: DNA-directed RNA polymerase core subunit RPC10
Exons: 3
Coding region: 146-352 (68 amino acids)
Biological process (GO): DNA-templated transcription
Cellular component (GO): RNA polymerase III complex; RNA polymerase II, core complex; RNA polymerase I complex
Molecular function (GO): DNA binding; DNA-directed RNA polymerase activity; zinc ion binding
Source: RefSeq, a predicted model, not a curated record